AUGACUCAGUUAUUUCACAGUUCAUCUCCAAAUUCUCUUCCUUCCAAUAACGAGAAGCGGAAUUUGUCCGGUUCCUCGAUGUCGUCGAACAAGCAUUCCAAUGGCCACAGUCCAUUUCCUCAAAAAUUGAAGAACUUCUUUCGAAUCAACAGUUCCACAAAUCACAGUGAAAAGAGCGAUCCUUCACUAAAGUCCGAAGGUAAAUCAGGCUUUCGACAAUCCAAAUUCUUUCCAGGUGGUGGCCGCAAUCGAUCAACGACAGUAGCAAGCGAAGGCAAUGCAUUAGACGAUGGCGUCAGUAGUCCCACCGCACAUGCGAAUCCAUACUUUGCACAUCAAGGUCCUCCUGCCCUGCGACAUCACGAUGAUGCUUCGAUACCUCCUAGUCCUCCCGAUACGCCAAGCUUCAAAGUCGAUACCGUUCCAGGUGUGAAUGAUCAAGCCACGGCAGCUGGCAAAGAAGAAUUGGCACGAAAAUUAAGAAGAGUCGCGAGCGCUCCCAAUGCACAGGGUCUUUUCUCAGGGAAGGGUGAUGGUGAUCGACCGGCUACUGCCGAGCUUGGAAAGGAACCGUUGGUACACAAUGCGAGCACGACAAUGUUGAGCAUGGUGGAGGGAACAGAUGCUAUGGGUGUAAGUGCAGAAGAUGACUUGGCACCCUUACAACCCCCAAGUCUACGAAACAAUCCAGCCUUCAGGAGGACGUACAGCUCAAAUUCCAUCAAAGUGCGUGAUGUUGAGGUAGGACCAGGGAGUUUUGAUAAGAUCAAGUUGAUUGGUAAGGGAGAUGUGGGAAAGGUAUACUUGGUGAGAGAGAAGAAGAGCAGCAGAUUAUACGCGAUGAAAGUGUUGAGCAAGCAAGAGAUGAUCAAGCGCAACAAGAUCAAGAGAGCAUUGGCAGAACAGGAAAUCUUGGCUACGAGCAACCAUCCAUUCAUUGUCACCUUGUACCACUCCUUCCAAUCCGAGGACCAUUUAUAUCUCUGCAUGGAAUAUUGCAGUGGUGGAGAAUUCUUUAGAGCUUUGCAAACUCGACCAGGCAAAUGUAUACCAGAAGACGAUGCUAGAUUUUACGCGGCGGAAGUCACUGCUGCAUUAGAGUAUCUACAUUUGAUGGGUUUCAUUUAUCGAGAUUUGAAACCGGAGAAUAUUUUACUCCAUCAAUCUGGUCAUAUCAUGUUGUCAGACUUUGAUCUUUCGAAACAAUCGGCCCCUGGCGGAAAACCAACCAUGAUUCUUGGCCGAAACGGCACAAACGUAAAUUCCCUCCCAACGAUCGACACAAAGUCAUGUAUAGCAAAUUUCCGAACGAAUUCAUUUGUUGGAACCGAGGAAUACAUAGCGCCCGAAGUUAUUAAAGGAUGCGGUCAUACAAGUGCAGUUGAUUGGUGGACGUUGGGUAUUUUGAUUUAUGAGAUGUUGUUUGGCACAACACCUUUCAAGGGAAAGAAUCGCAAUGCUACAUUUGCAAAUAUUUUGAGAGAUGAUGUUCCUUUCCCGGAACAUUCUGGCUCUCCCCAAGUCUCAAAUCUUUGUAAAUCAGUAAUUCGAAAGCUCCUAAUCAAGGACGAGAACCGACGAUUGGGGGCUCGAGCUGGAGCCUCUGAUGUCAAAACUCACCCAUUCUUCCGCACAACUCAAUGGGCACUCAUCAGACAUAUGAAGCCUCCCAUGAUUCCCCACCAAGGUCGCGGCAUUGACACAGUCAAUUUCAGAAAUGUUAAAGAGAGCGAAAGUGUUGAUAUUAGCGGGUCAAGAACCUUGGCGUCAGCUAAAGGAGUACCACUUGAUUCUGGCUUGGCUACACCAGGUGCUGCCGAAGUCGAAGUUGAUCCCUUCGAGGAAUUCAACAGUGUCACACUGCACCACGAUGGUGACGAUCACCAUCAAACCGUGGAUCAACAUAAUGGAAGAUAUGACGGUCGGUGA
Messenger RNA from Botrytis byssoidea, 1929 nucleotides. RefSeq lists its product as uncharacterized. NCBI's taxonomy places the organism in Eukaryota, Fungi, Ascomycota, Leotiomycetes, Helotiales, Sclerotiniaceae. The record is from RefSeq and is a predicted model, not a curated record. Gene Ontology annotation, molecular function: protein serine/threonine kinase activity; ATP binding. Gene Ontology annotation, cellular component: cytoplasm; plasma membrane; nucleus. The transcript has 4 exons. Bases 1 to 1929 code for a protein of 642 amino acids. Gene Ontology annotation, biological process: protein phosphorylation.